UCCGGCUCCAGCUCCAGCUCCGGCCCGGGAGAAGCGCGAUGGCGAGCAGCAACAGCAACCACGCCGCGGAGAGCAACUUCAGCUCCGAAGAGGACGAAGAGGCGACCCGGGAGCUGGAGACCGGGGAGGAGUCGGAGGGAGAGGAGGACGAGACGGCAGCUGAGUCGGAGGAGGAGCCGGACGCCAGGUUAUCAGAGCAUGAUGAAGAGGGCAAGAUCAAGCAGGAGUGUAUCAUAUCUGACCCCUCCUUUUCCAUGGUAACAGUUCAACGGGAAGAUAGUGGGAUAACCUGGGAGACCAAUUCAAGCAGGUCUUCCACUCCCUGGGCCUCGGGAGAAAGUCAGACUUCCGGUGUGUGCAGUCUGGAAGGGUCAACUGUGAAUUCUCCUCCAGGGAACGUUUCCUUUAUCGUGGAUGAAGUUAAAAAGAUUCGGAAAAGAAAGCAUAAGUCAAAGCAUAGCUCACCAUCAUUGCAUCGGAAAAGCAACAAAAAGAAAAAUUCUUCUGAAUCCCAAGAUGUUUCAGCAAACAAAAAUAACAACCCUUUAAUUUCAGAAAGUCAGAUACAAAAAAAGGAAAAAGAGAAAACAUCUACUGGCAUUUACAACAAAAUGAAAAAAAAGACGACCACCUCAAAUAUACCUCCUAUUACUGGGGCAAUAUACAAAGAAUAUAAGCCAUUGGUGUUAAGGCCAGUCUACAUAGGAACAGUAGAAUAUAAAAUUAAGAUGUUUAAUUCGGUUAAAGAAGAAUUAAUUCCUCUGCAGUUUUAUGGAACAUUGCCAAAGGGUUACGUUAUUAAAGAAAUACAUUAUAGGAAAGGAAAAUAUGCAUCUAUUAGUCUAGAGCCAGAUUUAGGCAAUAGUGAUUCUAAUAGAGUUUCCCCAGACAGCAAAUUUGUAUCUCAAAGCAUAAAAGAGCUUGCUCCGCCCUGGAGAAGUGCACUCUCCAGAGGAUCAAAGCCCUUGACCUCAUUUUUCAGUCAUGAAGAUCAAAGGAAAAUCCACGCUGAUCCAUCCCUAAAUGCAGCAUCUGCAACCAAGCACAAAGUUUCCUAUUAUAUGAGUAAUGACACUGAAGAAGGAGAAAUUCAGCUCAGCCCACCACAGUCAGUGCCACAACAUCAAGGUGAUGAAACAAAAACCCACAAAAUGGAACCUUCCUCUCUUGUAUCUGAUACAUCUGCAACUACAUUACUGGAAACAACAAAGGAAGAAUUUGAACCUGAUUCACAAGGAGCUGUCAUUUCAGAGGAUGACUCUUCAGUCUCUCCAUCUUUGGUUGAUGAGGUAAAGAAGGAAGACGUAUAUUCUGCUGACCAUUCAAGUGAUUCACAAGUAACUAUCAUUUCAGAGGAUGACUUUUCAGUCUCUCCAUCUUUAGUUGAUGAGGUAAAGAAGGAAGAAGUAUAUUCUGCUGAUCAUUCAAAUGAUUUACAAUUAACUAUCAUUUCAGAAGAUGACUUUUCAGUCUCUCCAUCUUUUGUUGAUGAGGUAAAGAAGGAAGAAGUAUAUUCUGCUGACAAUUCUAUUUCACUUGAGGAGAAGGAGUUUCCGGAGACAGGUUCACCAAGUCUGGCAGCAUCCGCUGAGGAAAGUUUCAGCAUAGAGAAAGGUCAACCUUACCUGGCUUCACUUGAAAGGGCAGAACUAGUCUCUGAACAACUGAGCUUUCCUCAUCCUGGUGUCAAAGAAGAGAAAGAAGAAAACAUGCUUGAGUCAUCCUUUUCUCUUUCUGAACCUCUAGUGUUAGAAGCAUCAGAGAAAGAAGAAAUAGAAACUUCUCUACCAACAGCUGCUACUCCUGAAUCUGGAGAUUCUAAUUUACCAGGAGAAGAAAUCAUAGAACUUAAUUACCCAGAAAGCCCAUUAGUUUCUGAAAAGUCCUCUCCACCAUGUUUGGCCUCUGAAGUGGAGCAGGAAGAAGAGGAGCCCGUUCUGCCAUUAGUGACAACAUCAACACCUGAACAUGUAGUUUUGUCUGAGGAAGAAAGAGAGGAAAAUGAGUCUGUUUGUACUGAUUCUGCAUUUGUAUCAGAGUAUUCAGUCCCACAAGAUUCAAACCAUGAACAAGAGAGGAAAGAAUUUGAACCAGUUUCUCCAUCCAAUGAAGAAGCCGUUUUGUCAGAGGAAGAAAAUGAGGAAUUUGAGCCUUAUUCCCCAGCUAUGGGCUCUGAGUCUGAAUACUCUUUCCCACCAUCCACAACAGAGAAGACUUGUGAAUGCCAGUCCCCUUCGCUUUCAACAGGGACAUUGGAACACAUGGUCCUUUCAGAAGAGGCCUCAGAAAGUCAGCGCUGCACACCAGAUUCCAUACCUGCUUCUGAAAAUUCAACUCCAUCACAGGAAACAGAAGAAUCAACGAAGAGAACAGUUGAUCACAAGUCCCUAUUAAAACCCAAAGGUGUUUCUGAGGAUGUCAUUCUGUCAGAAGAGAAGGAAGACAUUGGCUCAUAUAUCCCAGCUGUGGUUUCUGUAUCUGAAUAUGUUCUUCCACCUUACACAAAUGAGACUCCCGAAUGCCAGUCACCACUGCUUUCAGCUGCUCCAUUGGAACCCGUGGUUCUAUCAGAAGACAAUGUAGGAAGUAAGCAUUUCAUACCAGAUUCAACACUGAAAAAAUAUGUAGUUCCACCAAAUGCAACACCUGAAUCCCCAAAGAAAAUAAUUGAUGAUGUGUGCCAAUUCAAAUCAGAAGGGGUUUCUGAACAUAAGAUUCUGUCAGAAGAAGAGGAGGAAGAUAUUGGACCAUAUUCCCCAGAUGUGGACUCUGUAUCUGAACAGUCUCUCCCACUGUAUACAAUAGAGAUGGCUUCUGAAUGCCACUCCCCAACUCUUUCAACUGCUGCAUCUGAACAUGUGGUCCUAUCAGAAGAUUCUGUAGAAAUGGAGCGGUAUACACCCUCUUCCACCUCUGCUUCUGAAUUUUCAGUACCUUCAUAUGCAACACAGGAGUCAAAGAAGGAAGAGAUUGUCCACAGAUCCCCUUUAAAUCUGAAAGGUGCCCCCUCACCCAUGAAUUUGUCAGAAGAUGAGCAAGAAGACAUUGGACUGUUUUCUCCAGAUUCAGCAUUUGCAUCAGAAUUCUCAUUUCCACCCUAUGCACCUCAGGAAGCAGAGAAAAGAGAAUUUGAGUGUGAUUCUCCAAUAUGUUUAACAUCGCCAUCUGAACAUACUGCUUUGUCAGAUGAAGACACUGAAGAAGCUGAACUGUUUUCUCCAGACUCAGCAUCACAAGUUUCAAUCCCACCAUUUAGAAUCCCAGAAACAAAGAACGAAAUUGGGCCUGAUUUACUGUUAACUGCAAUGUCUGCUUCAGGAUGUUCCUGUUCUUCAGAAGCAGAUGAGGAAGAAAUUGGAUCAACAUCUGCUACACCUAUACCUGAGCAUGUCAGUUCCUCAAAGAAACAAAAAGCUGAACCUUCCCCUUUGAUACCUGCACCUGAAGACUUGAACCUGCCACCUGCAACAAAUAAAGCAGAGAAGGCAGAAAUUAAGCCAGAUGAUCAAACAACCUCCAUGUCUGUAUCUGAAUAUCUCAUUUUGGCAAAGAAGCAGGAAAUUCAAACAUCUUUGGAGCCUGAGUCUGAAGACUCAAUUCUGCCAUAUGUAACAAGUGAACUGGAGAAGGAAGAAAUUAUUAGUUCAUUGGUCACUGCAACACCUGUUUCUUUACCUGCAAAAUCAUCCAUGGUAAAGGAAGAAACAACAUAUGUUUUGCCUGUGUCUCAGUAUUCAGUGUCACCUGAUGCAGACCGCGCAAUUAAGACAGAACAGGAAACCAAAGCUUCACUCAUGCCAAAAGCUGCAGAAGAACAGAUGGCUUUGUCAAAAGUCAGAAAGGAAGAAAUUGUGCCUGAUUCUCAAGCAGCUACAGCACAUGUAUCACAGGAUCAAAAAAUGGAGCCUCAGCCUCCAAAUGUUCCAGGGUCUGAGAUGAAAUAUUCAGUUGUUUCUCACUUGGUAGAUGAGCCAAAGAAGGAUGUCAAACCCAAUUUAGCUCCAACUGUGACAUCUGAACCAGAACAAAGAAUUCUGUCAAAGAUUGAGCCUGAAGUAAUAAAACCACCUUCUCCUCUAAAGGAAACAUCUUUAUCUGGACCUGAGGUUUUAUCAGCAGUGAAAAAGGAAAUGAAACAUGAUUCUAAAAUAACAGUCACACCAAUAGUGCCACAUUCGGCUUCAUCUGGAGUGGAAACAGAAGUUGUACAUGAUGCACCUGCACCAGCAUUUUCAGCAUUGCCAGAAGAAAUAAAGAAAGUAAUUGAACCCAGUUCUUCAAGGACUACCAUAUCUGUAACUAAGCAUGAUUCAAGUUUAACCAAAUUAGUAAAAGAAGAAAUUCCACCAGAUGCACCUCUUACUACCCCUGUGGAACAUCCAUUCUUAAUAAAACUAGGAAAGGGUGAAUUAGGAAGUGGUUUGCCACCACUGGUAACAUCUACAGAUGAGCAUUCCAUUCCUAAAGAAGAGGAAAAGGCAGCAAUUAAAGUCAUUUCUCCCAUUGAAACUACUGUACCUAAACAUUCAGGUUGGUCAGAAGCAAAGAAGGAAAUUAAAUUUGAUUCACCUUCAAGUGUAUUAUCUACAUCAGAGUACUCAAUUUUGUCGAAAGUAGAAACUGAAGAAAUUAAACCUGGGUUGCCAAUAACCAAAAUAUCUUCAUCUGAGCAUUCAGAUGUACCUAAAGAAGCAGUGAUAGAAAAUGAACAAGGUCUUUCUUUUUCUAAAGUCCUUGAUUCUGAACAUGUAGUUUUAGCACAGAAAAAGAACUCCACAUCUGCCUCAGAGGUGGUAUCGCCUGAACAUUUGAUUUCGCUCAGCCUAUGUGGUGAGAUAAAGGAAAAAGAAAUGGAACUUCCUUCAUCACAAAAUAUAUCAGCUGCAACCAAACAUGCAGUUCCAAAAGGCAACAAUGAGGAAAUAGCAAAUUCUUCUCCCCAAACAGAAAAUUUAGUGUCAGAAGAUUUAACCCCGACAUUACUGACCCCUACUGAUGAUAAGAACAAACGGGUGAUGGAGAUGUCUUCUACAGAUCUGGGAGAUUACCUGUCAGAAAAACAAGGUCUCACUUUGACAGAACUCUCUUUGGAACCUGAGAAGAAAGAUAAGCCACACCAAGUGUCAGAAUUACCAAAUGCUGAGUCAGAAUUCAUUAGUGAUUUAGGUAGGCAAAGUAGAACUGUAGAUACAAAACAAGAAAAAUCUCCCAUAUCUGAAACAGGAGAUUCUGUUUUGGAAAAGGGCAUAGCUGAACUUAAGAAUUUAAGAGAAGAAAAACAAGAAAACAGGGAACUCCAUGUGACUACUACAUUGCCUGAAAUUUCAGAGUUUUUAGCAUGCCUUAGCGAGGAAACUCAGAAUCAAGAAAUUAAACCUUUCUUUCCUGAGGUAGUCAGCCUUGGGUCAAAAGAAGCAUCUACUUCUCUAGUAGAAGCAGAAAACUCAGAAGAACUGCAGCCAAGUACUUUUUCUUUAAAAGGCUUAUCAGAGGAGUUGAACCAUUCAGUCAACUUCGAAAAAGGGGAAAAACAAGAAAUAGGCCCAUUACAGCCAGUAGGAAAUUUAAAGGCACAAGUAACAGGAGAUAUUUUAACUAAACUAAAUGAAGAAACUGGCCAACCAAAUUCAUUCCAUGUACCCCAGAGCAUAACAAAACCAUCAAAGAUUACUUCUGACCUCCUUGUGGAACAAAAGAAGCCUGAAAAAUUGCCUUUUUCAGAUAAAGCUGUCAAAUUGCCUGAUAUAAGCAGCUCUUUUGAAGAUAAACAAGAUCUGGAUAUUAAACAAUUUUCUUCUAUGAAAGAAAAUUUGCCUUUGGUAGAAUCAGAAUCAUUUAUGACAAGUAAGCCUGCAGACGUUAAAGAAACAAAAAGGAAAGAGCCCCUUAUUUAUCCAAAGGAUGAAAAUUGGAUGCUGGAAAAGCCAGAAAGAGAUUUGGCCAGUCAUCAUGAUGAAAGAAUACUGGGAUCUGUGCAGCUGGUUUCCUCUGGCAGCAGUGACCUGAUGACAGGGCAGCUCAAUGAUGUUCUGUUGGAUAAACACCAUACUCAUGAAAUUAGAAAGCAGGUUGUGCCACAUUCUGCUGACGAGUCUCAUUUAUCAUUACAAGAACCAAUAUCUACUCUAGACAGCUCUAGCAGUAAUGCAGAGACACUAUCAACUGAAACUUACUCUUCUGAAAAAAUAAAACUGACCCAAGAACCAAAAUUAUUUCCAGCUCCAGCUGGAAAUGCAGAGAGAAAUGUUGCUGAGGGGAAGCAGAUCCAUUCUUUCCUAGGGAGUGAAAGUCUGAUAUUGGAAAGAGAAAACACAGAAUUUCCCAGGCCUUGCAAAGAAGAGAGCCAGGGAGAAAUCAAACUGUCUUCUGAAGGAAUCCUCCAGAAACCAGCAUUUGGCUCAUUAGUGGAACAGGUCAAGUCAAAAACAAUUCCCUCAUCCACCAAAGCAGCUCAUUUCCUGGCAGAAGUCAUGGAAGCUGCCUCAGACAAUGAAAAAGAAGGACACAGGAGCAUACCUCCUGUACCUGUAGAGAAGCCAUUAGAAGAAUCAAAAAUGGUUCCGUCAAAGGUUGUAGAAGAUGCUAACCAGGGUGGGAAACCAGCACCUGAAGUGAAAAUACCCACACAACAAAAACCCCUCUCCUCAGUCCAAGUUAAGGAGGAACCUCUGCCUCCAAAGUCACCUGAGGUAUCACAAAGACUGCCUGAGCAGCCCCAGACAGUUGAGCCACACCUUUCUGAAGAAAAAGGAAAGAAAGGAAUUUCUUCUUUCACAUCCUGGAUGUCUAGUUUGUUUUUUGGAUCAAGCACUCCAGAUAACAAAGCUGCUGAAAAAGAAGAUUUAAAAGCUCUGCCAAGUCCGUAUGAAGAAAAAGCAGUGACUGUGACAGAGCAUAAAGGUAUGAUCCCAGCUGUCUCUGAUUAUGCAACUGAUAAACCAGUUGAUCAUCCAUUACCAGAGGCAAAACUUAAAACUGCUGAAGAAUCCAGGGCUGCUUUAGUUGAACCUGGUGAAAGUCAAGACUUUAAAGAAAAACCCACAGUUUUAUCAAAGGUAGAAGUUUUACAACAGCCAAAAUCCACCUCUGAGAUGUCUAGUGAAGGUUAUGGGAAGACAGAAACCCUCGACUCCUCAGAGGAAAUGGGCACAAACUCAGAAGUUACUUCUGCUGAUGAUGGGGAGCAUCUUGGAAUUCAAACUUAUUCCCCCAUGAAUGAGAAAUCGAUUAUGGAAGAAGCCAAAAAUGUUGUUCCUCUUCAUGUUGCUGAAAGUAAAAGAGCCCAGAAGCCAGCAAUCUCUCCUCCAUCUAAAUGGAAAGUUUCUAUUCUUAAGGAAGAGCCAAGAAGUGGUCAAAAAGAAAAAUCACUCUUUUCCUUUGAUGCAAUAGAAAAGGUGCCACAACAGCCAAUCUCAGCUUCAUCCACUUACUCAAGUGAAAGUAUCACGAAGGAGCCAGAGAAACCAGAGUCAAUAAUUUUUCCAGUGGAAGAAUCAAAAGUCAGUUUAAUUGAUCAUGGUAAAGAGAGACUAAAGAAGGAAAUGCCAAAACCUACUUCCUUGAAAAUUUCUGAAGAGGAAAUAAAACUCGAGUCUGUUAGCCCAGCUGAGAGGAAAGAUAACUUGGAAACCAGAACAUAUUCCUUGACAGAAAAGAAGGUGCUGGCAGAAAAACAAGAAAUUGUGGCCCCAUUAGAGCUUAGAGAUAAUAAUGAAAUAGAGAAGAUAGAAAUUACACCUGGAUCUAGACCUAUUGAAUUGGAAGAAUCAAAAGCUGCUAUUAUGCUGCAAGUCUGUCAAAAUGAAGACCACAAAGAAAGAUACCAAGUUGUUGUUGGUUCUGAAGAGGAGAAAGGAGAAGCAAAAGAAAAGUGGUCACAUGCAUUUUCAGAAGAAAAUAAGCAGCAGGAAAUUAAGGCUUAUUCUGUGAAGGUAUCCAGGUCUAUGCCUGAAGAAUCAGAUAUCUCUUUAGGUGAAAUUCAACCAUUUUCAAUAGCUAAAGCCACAUCAACUAUUGAAAAAUCACAAACCAUGCUCUCAGAGACUCACCCAGAAACUAGGGAAACAAAGGUAACAGGAAUUCAACCACAUCCAUUAGAAGAAAGAGCAGUUUUGGUGGAAAAAAAUAAGAUUUUCAUUCCAGUGGAUCUUCCUUCUCAUGAUGAAACAGAUAGCCAUUCUUUACCUAAGGCAGGCAGUCUGGAUUUGGAAGAGUCAAACAGGGAUAUGGCGGAUCACAAUGAAGAAAAGGGACAGUUCACUGUAGAAAGGACUUUAGAUCAUCCUUUUGAUGAAACAAAGAGCUUAGAAACACCACCACAUUUGCCAUCAUCUGUAAAACCACAAACGCUUGUUUCAGGAGCUUCUACAGAAAUCAGCACAGCAAAGAAACAAGAAAUGCCAUGGUCAGAAUUGACUUCAGAUAGGCAUACAGUCCAUACCAUUCAAACAUCUAAAGAUCAUACAUCUGAUUUGCCUAAACAAUCUGUUUUUAUUUCAAAGCAUGAUUUUCAGGCUGUGGGAGAUGCCCAUGUAAAUGAACCAUGCCCUUCAGCAAGCAGCAACUAUGCUCAAUUUAUAACUAAUGCAUCAGCAAUCAGUGUCGACAAAACUGGUUUUACUAAAGAAAUAACCAAAGACCCUGAAGACACAUAUGAAAAAGAUGAAGAAUUUGCAGUGACUAGUAAGCCAGCUGGACUUUCAGAAGAUCAAAAGCGUGCCUUCAGUAUCAUUUCUGAAGGUUGUGAGAUAUUGAAUAUUCAUGCUCCUGCAUUUAUUUCUUCAGUAGAUCAGGAAGAGAGUGAACAGAUGCAAGAUAAGUUAGAAUAUUUGGAAGAGAAGGCUUCACUUAAAACCACGCCACUCCAUGACAAUAGUGAGACAGUUGCUUGCCAUAAAACAUUAAAGACUAAGUUAGAAGAUUCUGAUGAAAAGGCUAUAUUAUUGAAAGAAAAUAAGCAAAGGGAAACUCAUAAAACAAAAGAGGAGGAGGUACCCACAGAUUCAAAAACUGACACGUUAGCCUUUAUUCAGCCCACAAUUCCCAGUGAAGAGGAUUAUUUUGAAAAAUAUACUUUGAUUGAUUAUAACAUCUCCCCGGACUUAGAAAAACUGAAAGCUCCACAGAAAUUAAAUGUUGAAGAGGAACUCUCAAAGCAAGUUACAGAAGAAACUAUCUCUUUCCAAGAAAGGUCAGAGGAAAGUGCCCUAGAGCAAGAAUAUGACUUGGUGAAAUUGGAUGAAAGUUUUUAUGGAUUGGAAAAGGACCACAGCAAAUUAUCUCCCCCAGAGACCCAAAAGUCUUUGGUUAUCCAAAAAUCAGCUGACAGAGAUGCUCCAAAGGGCAUACAUAGAGAAGUAGACUCAAAGUCACCUGGGAUGCCUUUAUUUGAUGCAGAGGAAGGAGUCUUGUCACGAACUCAGAUAUUUCCUACCACUGCUAAAGGCAUUAAUCCAGAACUCCUGGAGGAGCCGCCUGCACUUGCAUUUUUAUAUAGGGAUCUGUAUGAAGAAGCAGUUGGAGAGAAAAAGGAAGGGGAGACAGCUUCUGAAGGUGACAGCGUGAAUUCUGAGGCAUCAUUUCCAAGCAGAAAUUCUGACAUAGAUGAUGGAACAGGAAUAUAUUUUGAGAAGUAUGUACUCAAAGAUGACAUUCUCCAUGACACAUCUGUAACUCAAAAGGACCAAGGCCAAGGUCUGGAAGAAAAACCAGUUGGUAAGGAUGAUUCAUACCAACCAGGGUCUGCAGAAGGGGAAAUUUGGGGAAGAUUUGGACCUAUUUUGGGGGAGCAGAGUCUGGAAGAGGAACAGAAAACUAUUUACGGGGAAGGAGAAUCAGUAGGCCAUGUGGAGACCCUUGAAGACGUAGCAAUGCAGAGGAAAGCUCCCAUCACUGAGGAAGUCAGAGUGGUUACCCAGAAGAUAAGCUAUGCAGUUCCAUUUGAAGACACCAAUAAUGUCCUAGAGAGAGUAGAUGAAACUAGUGUUCAGGGUAAUGGAGCAGGGAAUGCAAGUCCAGAGGUCAAUCUGAAUGUCCCAGUACAAGUGUCCUUCCCAGAGGAAGAAUUUGAAUCCGGUGCAACUUGUGUCCAAGAAACACUGCAAGAGGAACCCGAAAUGAUGGUCUCACCCGAGCCAAGUGAAGAUCGGCCCCGCAGUAGCCCUGUUCAGGAUGAUUAUGAAUUUACUGAAUCCCUCAAUUAUGAAGUGGUUACUCAAGACAUUUUAUCGGAAGAACUGUGUUCAGAAUCCACACCAGAAGAUGUGUUAUCUCAAGGAAGGGCAUCCUUCGAACACAUCAGUGAAAAUGAAUUUGUGCAGGAGGUGGAACAAAGUAUGUCUGCUGAACAGAGAGAGUUGGGCAGGGAGAAGAUGGAACAAGACCAAUUAUCAUCAGCGUUAGUAGUUGAGAAGGCACAAAAGGAACCGAAAAAGUCCCAGAUUGACACAUAUUGUUAUACUUGCAAAAGCCCAAUUUCUGCUAUUGACAAGGUAUUUGGCACCCACAAAGACCAUGAGGUUUCAACGCUUGACAUGGCCAUCAGUGCUGUAAAGGUUCAAUUAGCAGAAUUUCUAGAAAAUUUACAAGAAAAGUCCUUGAGAAUUGAAGCCUUUGUUAGUGAGAUAGAAUCCUUUUUUAAUACCAUUGAGGAAAACUGUAGCAAAAAUGAAAAAAAGCUAGAAGAACAGAAUGAGGAAAUGAUGAAGAAGGUGCUGGCACAGUAUGAUGAGAAAGCCCAGAGCUUUGAGGAAGUGAAGAAAAGGAAGAUGGAGUUCCUGCAUGAUCAGAUGGUCCACUUUCUGCAGAGCAUGGAUACCGCCAAGGACACGCUCGAGACCAUCGUGAGGGAGGCAGAGGAGCUGGACGAGACUGUUUUCCUGACUUCGUUUGAGGAAAUCAAUGAAAGGUUACUUUCUGCAAUGGAAAGCACUGCUUCUUUAGAGAAAAUGCCUGCUGCAUUUUCACUUUUUGAACAUUAUGAUGACAGUUCAGCAAAAAGUGACCAGAUGUUAAAACAAGUGGCUGUUCCACAGCCUCCUAGAUUAGAACCUCAGGAACCAAAUUCUGCCACUAGCACAACGAUUGCAGUUUAUUGGAGCAUGAACAAGGAAGACAUCAUUGACUCAUUCCAGGUUUACUGCAUGGAGGAGCCACCAGAUGACCAAGAAGCAAAUGACUUGGUGGAAGAAUACAGAGUGACUGUGAAAGAAAGCUACUGUAUUUUUGAAGAUUUGGAACCUGACCGUUGUUACCAAGUGUGGGUAAUGGCCGUGAACUUCACCGGAUGUAGCCUGCCCAGUGAAAGGGCAAUUUUUAGAACAGCACCCUCCACCCCUGUGAUCCGUGCUGAGGACUGUACUGUGUGUUGGAACACAGCCACCAUCCGAUGGCGGCCCGCCAACCUGGAGGCCACUGAGACCUACACUCUGGAGUACUGCAGACAACACUCUCCUGAGGGCGAGGGUCUCAGAUCUUUCUCUGGAAUUAAAGGACUCCAGCUGAAAGUUAACCUCCAGCCCAAUGAUAAUUACUUUUUCUACGUGAGAGCCAUCAAUGCUUUUGGGACAAGUGAACACAGUGAAGCCGCCCUCAUUUCCACCAGAGGAACCAGAUUUCUCUUGUUGAGAGAAACAGCUCAUCCUGCUCUGCAAAUUUCCUCAGAUGGGACAGUGAUCACCUUUGCCGAGAGGAGACGGCUGACAGAGAUCCCAUCAGUGCUGGGUGAGGAGCUGCCUGCCUGCGGCCAGCAUUACUGGGAAACCACAGUAACAGACUGCCCAGCUUAUCGACUUGGCAUCUGCUCCAGCUCGGCUGUGCACGCUGGUGCCCUGGGACAAGGGGAUACUUCGUGGUACAUGCACUGUUCUGAGCCACAGAGAUACACCUUUUUCUACAGUGGCAUUAUGAGUGAUGUGCUUGUGAGUGAACAUCCAGCCAGAGUAGGCAUUCUGCUGGACUACUGCAACCAGAGACUGCUAUUCAUAAAUGCCGAAAGUGGACAGCUGCUCUUCAUCAUUAGGCACAGGUUUAGCGAGGGUGUCCACCCUGCUUUUGCCCUGGAGAAACCUGGAAAGUGUACUUUGCACCUGGGGAUAGAGCCUCCGGAUUCCUCAAGGCACAAGUAACCAUUUUCUUUCAGAGCCUGGAUGAGCAAUAACUCAAAUUUUGGGGGUCCCCUCUUCUUUCCAUCUGGUGUUGUCCAUUUCUCAGCAGGUCUCCCACACAUUCGCACUCAUGAUAGUACAUGCACAGUGAUCAGCCCGCGAGCCAAAGCAACAAGAAAAGUUGAUUUUAUAGAGGAGCACAUGAGAAGAGAGGAUGAAAAAACAGCCUCUACUCUAUGUCUUAUAUGUAUUUGAGUUAUUUUCUAAAUUGAAAAUACUUAACACUCAAUUUGGGAACCAAAUAGAGAAACUGACUUCCAUCUGUUUUAUUCAUAAAAGAAAUCCUCUGCUGGACGGCCUGAGUGAAGGGAAGGUUAUGUUGAUAAUUCAUCUCCUCUGACAAAGAGACACUUUAUCCACAAGAAAAAUCUUACCUCACUUCACUAAAGGAUGAUGAGUCCUAGUCAGUAGAGAGUAUUGCACCCUAAGAAAGUGUUUUAAGUAUUUUAAGUUUAUAAUGAACUCUUUUAUAAUAAUAGAUACUGUAGAACAUGUCUCUUUUUCUCUGGAAUUUUAAAUGUAGAAAAGUGCUAGAUAUUAGAAAUCUCCAUUUUGUUAAAUAAAUAGAGUCUAUAAACCAAAACAUGUUAUGUGCACUUAUUAUCCAACAUGUAAUCUAUCAGUCUGGCAUCUCUGGACUGGUUAAAACUGCAGAGUAAAUAACCAUUACAUCUCAGUGGGUUGCGUAAGUACUGAUUUUCAGGAGAGAAUUAUUCACAUCAAAAAAAAAAAAAAAAAAAAAAUUAAAACAGCAGCAGUCUGUAGUUCCAGGCAACUACCAGAAGCUGGGAAUCUGUUUUUACUAAAAUAAAAUUGUUGGUCAUUUUUAUAUAUUAUAUUGAAACUCUCAAACUCUUCCUAACAUAC
Choloepus didactylus (southern two-toed sloth) is the source of this 13031-nucleotide messenger RNA. It is a transcript of the gene CMYA5, whose product is annotated as cardiomyopathy associated 5. Bases 39 to 12125 code for a protein of 4028 amino acids. The transcript is spliced from 13 exons. NCBI's taxonomy places the organism in Eukaryota, Metazoa, Chordata, Mammalia, Pilosa, Megalonychidae. Gene Ontology annotation, molecular function: protein binding. The record is from RefSeq and is a predicted model, not a curated record.